Molecule: messenger RNA, 1284 nt
Organism: Dioscorea cayenensis subsp. rotundata (Guinea yam)
Lineage: Eukaryota; Viridiplantae; Streptophyta; Magnoliopsida; Dioscoreales; Dioscoreaceae
Exons: 3
Coding region: 1-1284 (427 amino acids)
Source: RefSeq, a predicted model, not a curated record
AUGGCCCGCCGUGCUCCACCGACCCCACAAGAAAUUGCUGCCAGAAUUGCAGAAGUAAGGAUGAGAGGGACUGAUUCUGGAGGAAGCCCACCAAGGAGAGAAGAAUCAGAAGAUUUUGGGAAAAUGAUUGUCCCUUAUGUUUCUUCUCAGGAUAUUGAAGUAAAAGAAGCGGGAACAUCGUCUCAAGAUUUGCCUUCAGGUGUCAAAGACAGAGAUGAUCUCUUGAGAUGGGUUCGUGAGUCUUUUCCAGGUGCUUAUGUUCAGAGAGCAGAGGAAGAUGAACAGGAGGACUCCGCUACAGUUGCAGAAGGAGAAGAUACUGACCAUAUCACUGCACAAGUUACAAUAACUCCUGCAACAUCCGACAGUUCACAUAGUUCUGAUGAGAUCCCACUCAAAGAUCGUGUUGCCCAGAUUGCUAAAGGGAAUAAAGUAGCGUCUGAAAAGAAGGCCCAGUUAAGGAAGAAAACCCAGAAGAAGGAGAAGGUUAGCAAGUCCAAAAAAAAGUCUUUCUCAGAUCCCGAAGAAGAAGCUUCCCCUAGGCACAAGAGAAGGUGUACUGAAGCUACAAAACAGGGGGAGAAACCAUCAUCAAGUUCUAAGAAAGAAAAGAAGAAGAAAGCAACCCGACAAGCUAAAUACAGUGAUGAAGACAGAUUUUGUGACAAAGUAUCCGAGAAGAAGUUUGAAUCUGUUGAAGGGAGAGGAGUUGUAGUUGAAAGGAUGAUUGAUGAAGGAGCUUUUGAGAAGUAUGGGUUAACUGAGCUGCUGCAACAAAGAAGUUUAUACAAGUCUGCAACAUUUCCAGAAAGCUACAGUUUGUCAUUGGUCCAAGAGUUUUACAGUAAUUUGCUACCAUCUGACAAAGACAUUACUAGAGUUUAUGUUCGAGGUAAGUGGAUUCCAUUUACUCCCGCUUGUCUGAACAGAUUCUUGGAGUUUAAACCAGAGGUGAAAGGAAACUUUGAAGAAGGGCUUGAGUUGAAUGAAGAAGUUCUGAAAGAGAUCACUGGAGGAAGAACGGAGUCAUGGGGAGUAGACUCCCAGCAUCCACCCUUACGGCCAACCCCGCACAAUUCCAGCAUAGUGAAGGAGCUUGCUCUAUUAUUGUUUGCUAUUGGAACUGGGAAGAAGUUCAAUCUGGGAAGGCUAAUCUUCCAGAAUAUUGUUAAAGAAGCUGACGGUUCUAACUCUUCAACAUCACUUGGAUAUUCUGCACUGCUGUCACAGUAUUUGUUACAACAUGGAGUACAACUCAGGAAGGGAGAAGCGAUCACGCAGUGA